AAUAGCAAGAUGGUACAGUGGCAGUGCGCCUUAAGACUGGGUAUCGAAACAUAACAGCGUCAAGGCAUGGAAUCAAACUUAUAGACAUACGAGUCAAGUACUUUCAAAGAUGUUUUAGUUUCGCGCCCUAAACUGAGAAAAAAGUAAGCUGCGAUUUUCAGUACAAUGAAAUAACAUUACAACGAAGACGGACAACGACCGCGCAGGUGAUUACAGAAAUGUAUGCAAAAGCUCUUUGUCAUCACCUUCGCUGUUUAGGAGACUCGAAAUAACAGCGUCGGCUCCGUAACAUUUCUAAACCUGACCAGCAAUAACGAGCGUACCGGAUCACGCAGAUCAAUGAAGAAUGCGCGAGUGCACGCUCAGUUGAUGAAGCCGGUGUUGGUAUCAUGCGUGUUGUGCCCGAGCCAAGCGCGCAGUCAUUGAGGUUGGUGUUCCUCUUCAUAUUCGUCAUGGGUGUAGCACCGUCUCCGGCAUUGACCGCCGGCUGCCCGGACCGCUGCGUGUGCGAUGACCAGUUGGUGGUCCAGUGUGCCGGGCAACAGUUAACAGACUUCCCAGUGGACCUUCCGUUGGCCACCCGGCAGCUCAUUAUCUCCAACAACCGGAUUGGCGACCUGCCGGCGCUGCAGCUUAACUACCUGUCGGAUCUGGUGUACCUGGACUGCAGCAACAACUCGCUGACGGAUAUCACAGAGUCCACUUUUGGGAACUUGCGCAAGCUCGCUUACUUGGAUCUGUCUUUCAACACCCUGACGCAGAUCGAGGACCGGACGUUUGGCCCACUGGCCAGUCUGGUCAUGCUCAGGAUGACGGAUAACCCAUGGCUGUCGGAGAUCCACCCGGACGCGUUCGCGGAGAACGCGGCGCUGCAGGUGCUGGACGUGAGCCGUAACAAUCUGACGACGCUCAACAUUAGCUCGCUGAUCGCCCUACCGGCUCUGCGCUCUAUGGGUCUGAGCGGAAACCCUUGGAGAUGCGACUGCGACACUGAAGACUUGUGUCUUUGGAUUCAGAUAGAGGGGUUCAAGUUCCAAGAUGAGGGGCAAACAGUGUGCCAGGGACCUCCAGACAUGCUGGGCCAACGACUAGCCGAGGUGGGAAUGCAACUGCGAUCGGAAUGCCACCAGGGCCUGGGUUACUGGGACUACCUGUUCUUCAUCGCCAUCGGUUUCGUAAUUUUUAGUGCUGGAACGGUGUCAGCAUGGGUAAUGGGCGUGCUCAUGGUUCUUUAUGAGCGCUACAGCAAGAGAAAGAGUGAAGAGCUAGACAGCGAGGAUGAGGAGACGGCCACCAGAGGUGGAGGAAGUGGAGGUAACCAUGGCAACGGGGACCUUAGCAAACCAGGAAUGCAGGUGUGACCUGAGGACAGAGGAACCCUGGGAAACCAUAACAGUACAUACCAAGAACAGAGAUUGAGCUGUGGACGUAGUCGUAAAGGAUUCUGGGAUUGGGAAUUUUUAAGUGCACUUUUUAGAAUGUGUCAACAUAUUAGUUUUAGAUUAAGACUAGCGGGAGUUGAAGAGAAGAGACGCAAGAGAGAAGGAAAGACAGACAGGGAAAGAUUGCAUAUUAGUAAUGCUUAUACACACAACAACGCUCUCCUUAGUGUUAGUAAUGUAAUUGGAGCAGGGUGAUAAUAUUGUGUUACACACCUGAGAGAGAAACAGUGACAGGCAAGGAAGCUUGAAACAAUUUGUUUUCUAAAAGUUUCGAAAGAGGUCAAAAUAACUAUUUGAGGACUAAUCCAGUAAACUUUCUCAGUUUUUAUUCAGCUUGGAAUAUAAAUGGACAAUAUAUAGGACAUUCUCUCAAGACUCAUGCAGUGUAUAAUGAGAGAACGAAGAUGGAAAACUGUCUCCACAACUCCCCAGGCGUGCUGAAAUGCUCUAUGAUGGAUUGAGAACAUUAUAUUGCAGGACUCAACAAUAAAGAUUUUCUUUCUGGCAGGUCAGGACAGUAUUUUAGACUUUUACAGGUCCUGCCAACAUCACUGGCCCCACAACUAAUAUUAUAAACAAGACCUUAAUUAACAUUUGAUAUAUUUUUAUUUCAUCAUGCAUUUGGCAGAUGCUUUUAUUACAUUUAAAGUUCAUUUAUCUGUGUUCCCCUGGAUUCAUACCUUGAUAAUUUAGAAUUGACCACACAAAGUGCAUUUAAAGUAAAACUAUUAAUAAACAAAUACAGUAUGUUGUUAAGUUUUAACAAUUGAUCAUAUGACACAUGAUGACAUUUAAAUUAGCAGGAUUCACAGGAAUGUUCAUAAUAUGUUUAGAAUAUGUCAUAAUUUUGGCAAGAAAAACAAAUGCAUCAGUUGUGACAACUGUGACAGUUCUUUCUGGAAACGCUCAGGCCAUCGGCCCACUUUAUUGUUGAGCCCUGUACUGGAUGUUAUAUUAUUGAUCUUAGCCUGUAUGCACUGCACCGAAAAAGCCUUACACAAUAGAUGUAACACGUCCAGCAAUAACACACCUCCAGGUGAUACUGAGAGCAAUAGGGAUGCGUGUGAAUGUGUAAGUGUGUGUGGCUCGCUGCAGCAAAACCACUACAUGUGGGGAAGAUUAAAGUAUGUCAGCAUUCUUUAAUUUUGGAAAGGCUUUAAUUUUUUUAAUCAAAUGUGAUUCCUCCUGCGGAUACAACACGUCACUCAAGGGCAAAGUCACCCCUCUCUCUUCCCACUGCACCAUUAACACUCACUUCUCCUGUAUUUCAUCCCUCAAAAAAGAAUAGAAAAGUCAAAUCCCCUGCUCUUUGGCAGAGUGGGAAAGCUAGUUGUUGGGGCGUUGUGGGAUUUUAGAGAUGCUAAAUCCAUCCGUAAUGGGUUGGAGAGCUUAAGCGAUGAUGCUGGUGGAAUGGGCUGCUCUUGAAAAUAUCUACGCUUCUGCUUUAAGUUUGAUGAAUACUUUUUCCAGUCCUCACUUUUUAUAACUAUUGCAGCAUUAAGGGAAUUGCAAAAGUGAUUGUUUCCCAAUCGUUUGCCAAAUACUCGGUCUUCCAUUGGUCAACAACCAUGACGUUUUUCCCAAAAAUAUUCACGUUGGUUAGAACGGGUUUGCUUUGUCAGACUUUUCAGUUUUAUGCCACUAAUGGUCCAAAAAUGAAAUGCUAUAUUUAUUAAUCACACUUGCUCUCACAUAUUAACCCGACAUAGGUUAAUUAAGAACCCAACAUUGGUUUUGUUUAUAAUUUACCCAAGUAUAGGUUGAAAACAUAUUUUUAUGUGUAGAAGAAUAGUGUCAGCAGUCCGCUAGAAUUGUUUAUUUUAACGUUUCCAUUGUUAGCAUCCAAAUCACUAAAGAAAUUAUGCAAAUCAGGUACUGGCAUAGAAACGGGCAAAUGUAAUUUGGAUGGCACCAUUUUACGGGUCAAUUAUGGAGUUCUGUAGAGCAGAGUUUCUCAGAGUGGGGUUCACAGUCCAUAACUAGGGGUCCACAAAAAAAUUUGCUAUUAAUUAUAAAUAUAAUUUAUUAAUUUAUUAGAACAUUUAUAUUGCCUGAACAAAGUUUUUGAAAGAAAUUAUUUUGGAAGAACAUACGUGGUAUUAAAAUGAUUCAAUAUGAAAUGUGCUUUUAUUAUUAUUAUUUAUUAUUACUAUGAAACGUAUCUGAAGUAUUUAGUUUGAAAAAAACAAUACACAUACCUCAAUAAAAGUGCAAAUUCUGGAAAAAAUAUGAGUCAUAACUGUUAUAAUAUUGAGAGGAUCCUUGAAAACUUUUUCCAUCUUUAUGGGGUCCCUAGCCUCACAAAUGUUCAGAACCCCUAUAGAGGAUAUGAUCUGGCUGUUUAUCUGUGACAGUACUGUACUGUGAUCCUGGCAACUGAAUCGGAUCUUAAAAAUGCUUAAAAAAGCAUGUUUAGUUGACCAAACACACUUUAUGCUCAUCAAACUGAAUGAUCACUCAAAAGGGCACAAAUUCAUACAAACAUCUUCCUAUCUUCUACUGGCAAAAUAUAGUGUUAUUGUCAGUAAUAUGCACUCUAUAUAAAACGUAAACUACACAGAAAUUUUAAAUACUUAUGGCACAGUUCUAUAUGAGCACAUUAGCUCCUGGUUAAACUGGUUUGUGGGUGGUUAGUUAUAAAGGGUGAAACUUUCACACAAGCAUAGUCCAGCUAAACUCACUGUAUUUGUGAACUUGUUUGUGAAAAUCUUCAGCUUCACGUUCCUCCUCUUCUCAUUCUCUCCCUUUCUCUCUCUAUCACUUUCUAUAUCUCUAUAGUCGCUGAGUCGUUUCUGAUUACAGUUCAUAGUGAGGUGUCACCAUGUCAACAGUGUUUAGUGUUCCAAAGUGUUAACUUCUCCCUGAGACAGACAGUGUCACGUUAGGGAGUAAAGGAUUAUGUACAAAUCAUUCCAGGAAAUGUCUGGAAUAACUUUCUCAAACAGAAAUAAAAAGAAACCUUAGCUAAAAAUGGUGCUGUAGGAACAUGGAGAUCAAAUGGAUCACGCUGAUGUCAGCUUCUCAGUAAUAUAAUUCCCUGUUCGCACAUGCAGCGAUUUUAUCUGGAGGUCACCAGGCUGAUGUACUGUGGGUUGCUAGUAGGUGUGCCUACUAAUGGAUGUCCUAUUGGAUGUUAUUGGUGACCAUUUGGCCAUUGAUUUAAACUGUCCAUUGUAUUAAUAAAUCGGAUCAAAAUGGGAAGGUAUUGCUGGAAGAAAUUAUGUAUAUACAUUCUGACUAGUGGGGGCACGGUGGCUUAGUGGUUAGCACGUUCGCCUCACACUUCCAGGGUUGGGGGUUCGAUUCCCGCUUCUGAAUUGUGUGUGUGGAGUUUGCAUGUUCACCCCGUGCCUCGGGGGUUUCCUCCGGGUACUCCGGUUUCCUCCCCUGGUCCAAAGACAUGCAUGGUAGGUUGAUUGGCAUCUCUGGAAAAAAUUGUCCGUGUGAGUGCGUGAGUGAAUGAGUGAGUGUGUGUGCCCUGCGAUGGGUUGGCACUCCAUCCAGGGUGUAUCCUGCCUUGAUGCCCGAUGACUUCUGAGAUAGGCGCAGGCUCUCCGUGGCCUGAGGUAGUUCGGAUAAGCGGUAGAAAAUGGAAUGGAAUGGAAUGGAAUGGAAUGGAACAUUCUGACUAUGAACAACACUGAGAAAAAACAACAUAACCAUUGGUUUAACCAAAAUUAUUUUAAUCUAAGCUAUCUAGGCCAAAUUCUAUCAACUAAAGUCAUAUCGCUUUACACACCUACACUGCAUCUGCAAAGUCUUUCAUGUCAUUGAAAAUGGCCAACAUUACAUUCAAAUUAAAUACGUUUCGGGUAACUGUAUUUUUUGAAAAGCCCCUUAAGAAUGGACAGACAUUUUCAAUAUUAUUGCAGCACCCUGCAAGUGUUUGUUGGUUCACCUACUCUGAACUCUGAAAGUUAUCAUGCAUGACUGUUUUCAUUGCCUUUAGACAACAAAAUAGAAUGGUGAGGUGGCGGAUUAGUCUUUUAUUCCUAUGAAUAUUAAUGCGUAAUAUAACAGGAGAUAAGGGACGGGCCCUGGUGCUAUCCGAUGUCUUGUGUACGCAUAAGAACAGAACUUUAUCCGAGUUUCCAGGUACGAACAGUGCCACAACACUGCAGUGCGUUCAGCCCUAAAACCACAAGCGUCAUCAGCAAUGCAGCAGAGAUUGCCUGUGUCAGGAAGAUCUUUAGACACUCACACAUAAACUCAAGAGAACACUAAUGAACUUUCAGUGUUUGCCCUGCUUUAAAGGUCCAGCCAGUGUAUGAAAUGUAACAGGAACUAGUGGUGAGGUUACGAAUUGCAACCAAUGCCUCACUCCAACUCCCUUUCAUUUACAUUUACCAAUUUGGCAGACGCUUUAAUCCAAAGUGAUUUACAUCGAAUUAUAUUAUACAUUUGUUUCUGACUAUGUUCAAUCAUGGGAUCGAACCCAUGACAUUGGGAUUGCUAGUGCCAUGCUCUAACCACUGAGCCACAGGAAAGCUAGCACUACGGUGGCUGCACAGAACUAAGAUUUCAUCAAGUUUUCGUUUUUUUGCCAAAGGAACCUAGUGUAAGGCUGGCUUAAAAAUAAAUGAUCUGACUACCUGGACAGCAUUUUGGGAUUCAUCGUAGAUAUGUUUAAGACUUGCAACAAAGGUUUGAAAAAACAGAAAGCCAAAAGACUAUGAAAACUUCCUAGAAUUUUAUGCAAAUAUGAGCGGAGUGUUUGGUUCAUCUUGAAUGCAGAGUCUAGUCAACAGUAUUAAUGCAUUUAUAAACGUUGAUUAUCGGCAGGCAGUGUUGCAGGAAGUGUUGCUCCACUUUUGGCCAUAGAAGACUGAAGUUGUGCUUUCAUAGACAGCAGAUUUGUGGAUCGAUUUGCGGUCUGCAGCAGUGUGUUUGUCACGUUCUGUCCAUAAUACAUAAUGCUCUCCCUAUCUGACUGUAGCCACCUUAAUGUACUUACUGUACCUCUUCUCUUGUAUUCUGCUGCUCUGUUAUACCUCAUUUCCCCCUGUUCUUAUCUCUGCAGUGCUGCUUUUGUGAGGGUGAUAGCAUAAGGCUGCUGUAAACUGUCUUCCUGUUUUUUAAAAGAGGACUUAAUCAGGCCGGAUGACAUGUUCCCUCUGGGGACCAAAGCUUAGAAACUUCCCCUGCAUUGACUCAAUGCUUUUAUCCUGAACGUGUUUCAAAUGUAAUGUGGAUUUGCAUAACUGGAGUAGAAGAGUGCACAAAUUGAGAAUUUACCUAAUUUAUUCCCUUAUUAAGGCUUGUACACAGUACUUCAAAGUGCACAAUUUAGGCUUCAUUAGACAGGUGUGUUAACUCUGCAUAGUAUUCGUUGGGCGGGUCGAAAAAUUACAAAUUUACUUCCCGACCUUUUAAGUCCAACAGCUAAUGUAAACAAAGUUUGAAAUGUUGUACGAGCAGACCAGCCUCUAUAAUAUACAGUACGGUUAAAAAUAAUUUGGAAGCAUUCAAAGUUGCAAUUUGAAACUUUUUUCUCUUGAUUGUUUAAAGUGUAAAAUUGUAGGUUAAAAUGCCAUUGAACCACAUAUUUGUACAAAGAGCUUUAGUAAAUAUUGCGAAAUCCAUUCAAUAUUUCAAUUCAUCCUUCCUCAAAUUCUUAUAAUAUAAUUGACAAUUUUUUUUUAAGUGAGAGUGCAUUAGAUGAGAAAUAAAUUCACAUUAAAAACGUCUUCUUACAGAAGUCACAUUAUUAUUACUUUUUAAGUUCAUACGUUAUGGGAGAGAAAUAUCAAUCACAGUCCAGAGAAAACCUAUAAGAGUUGCUUUCAACUGCUAUCAAUGCAGACUCUAUUAAUGCUAAGAUGACCUUGUACAGUACGUCAUCAUAUAGUAUGACAUGACAUUGUUUCAAGAUACAUUCCUCCAACCUGCAAUGAUUUCCCACACAUACGGUCACUUAUUAUUUUCAUGAGUUGUUUGACAGAUCACAGGAACAUUUUGUUAGAUCAUCCCGACACGGCAAAUGCUUGCUCAGUGUUUGGUAGAAAGGUCUUAUACUCUUAGAACCCCUCUUGAGCUCUUGGCACCCUGUAGAACAGAAGAAGCAUGGACUGCAGUGUGAGCUUAGAGCAGGAAGCUCGACACACAACUGUCUUUGUAAUUGUUACGCUCUCAGAAUCAGUGUUGGGGUUUUAGCUACAUACUACUCAUUAUUUAAGGUAGUUCAACAAAGUCAAGUAAUUGGCUUUACUACAAGCUACUAAUAAAAAGAAGUGAGAGUUGCUAUUUAACGUGAUCUUUAAAUAACAUUUCAUUUUAUUUAAAUCAAAUGUAUAAUUUAAGAAUUAAAAUAAUAUUUUAAAGAGCAUUUUAAGUAUAUACAGACUAUAUUUUUGCAGUCUGACACAAAUCGGUAUUUAUCUGAGAGACAAAAGGCUGGGAUCUCAACUACAGUGAGAGCUUUAAAUAUUAUUAAAACAAUGAAAUGUACUUCAAUGAUUAGAUAACAUUUUUUUGUUUGUGCAAAUUAUAUAAAAUAAAUCAUGGUAUACAAAAUAUACAGUAGAUAAUACAUACAAAGUUAUGUGAAUUAUUUUGCAAACCACAUGCACAAUCUGCCUAAAGUGAGUUACUGUUUUACUCAAAAAGAGAAAGUAGAAUAGAUUAAGACAAGGCAAGUUUCUGUUUGCAAAUUAAUUUGCAGUUAAUUUCUAAACAACAGAACAUAACAUAUUAAUCUCAAUUUAAUAACAGUCAUAUGUAAAAUGCUUGUUCUUUAAGUGCAGUUGUGUAUGUUCAUUGACAGUUGCGCAUUCAGAAGGGAUUUUAUAUGAAUCUCUCAGACAGCUGCUUGUUGUGUAAGGGGUGACACACAGAAUCACACAGGGGCCCGAGGGGGCCCCUGACCUAUUUGUAGACCCUAUUCCACUGGUCCCAUACAGCAGACAUAAACAUAGCGUCUGUCACAUUCAUACACAAAAACACACAUUCAACCUUUCUGGGAAUUGUAUCAUAAACGGUUGAGAAAGAGUGCAAAUGGAUGUAAUGGACUAAAUUGUGUAAGUCCGAUGUGGCUCGAGGGAAAGGUGAAUAAUCGCUGAUAUAAUUCUGAUAUAUAUGAUUUAAUUUAAUAACACACAAUUACUGAAACAAAAUAACACAUCAGAGAAUAUAUUCUCUAAAAAAAGAAGACCCUCUUAGUUGAGAAAGUGGAUGCUGUUAUUGUUAGUACAAUAUAAAAACAGCCGAAUAUCUAUUGUCUGGAUGACAUGUUUAUAUAUUGGUCUGUCAUAUUUUAAGACUAGUCGCAUGAACAAAAUUUGUUACCAUUUGAAAUGCCUAAAUUGAAAGCGGUGUGCAUGUGUUAUAAUAAUUGUCUGGUGGUUACGCACCUUAACAUGGGGAUUUCCAUGAAGCACAAGAUGUUAAUUCUUUUUAGGUAACAUCAUGCAGUGCAGCAUUCAAAACACUCCCACAUACAGUGUCAAAGUCCCAUUCCAAACUAGCAUGAGCACAGGUUAUUCUGGCUUUGGGCGUUGGUUUCUCAUACCUUGAAUCCUCUCUGUACUCGAUAAAAAGGUAACAUGUUACACACUUUUAUGUUUAGGAAACCAAGCCGAGAAACCUCACAAUUGUAUGAACAUUUAGGGCUUUUCCAGCAAGAAGUCUAUUUAAUAAAACUAUAGUAACUUAUAUUAAGUAACAUAUAUAUCUUUUACUAAAAAGAACAUUAUAAUAUGUAUAUGGAUUUUGUUGUUGAUUUGUUUUGCUGUUUUAUUUUCUUACUGUGAAACUUCACCUGUAUCAGCAAACAAGGAGGACGCAGGCAGACAAGAUUAAUAAUUUUCUUUGGGGCUGCCCCUUUGCUUUUGUGCAGUGUCACAUAGAAUAAAAAAAGAGCUGUUUGUGUGCGUGUGUGUUUGUGUGCCUGUGUUUGUGGCUGGAUGCGUGUAUAUGUGUCUGGAUUAUAUGUCCUUUCACUACAGCCUGUCGAUUUUGCAUUUAUGUUAACAUUAAAGGUGAUUUGAGUGA
Molecule: messenger RNA, 9431 nt
Organism: Triplophysa dalaica
Lineage: Eukaryota; Metazoa; Chordata; Actinopteri; Cypriniformes; Nemacheilidae
Product: leucine-rich repeat-containing protein 52
Exons: 2
Coding region: 390-1361 (323 amino acids)
Cellular component (GO): voltage-gated potassium channel complex
Molecular function (GO): transmembrane transporter binding; potassium channel activator activity; voltage-gated potassium channel activity
Source: RefSeq, a predicted model, not a curated record